Messenger RNA from Salvia miltiorrhiza (redroot sage), 1249 nucleotides. RefSeq lists its product as uncharacterized. Gene Ontology annotation, molecular function: RNA binding; RNA methyltransferase activity. Gene Ontology annotation, biological process: RNA processing. Bases 183 to 1232 code for a protein of 349 amino acids. The transcript has 4 exons. Lineage: Eukaryota; Viridiplantae; Streptophyta; Magnoliopsida; Lamiales; Lamiaceae. The record is from RefSeq and is a predicted model, not a curated record.
CAUGAUCAUUUGAAAUUGAGGGCAAAAUUGAAAAACAGUUGGGGGUCUAAAUGCAAAAGCGUAACACUUCAGGGGGCUUAUUACAAAGUACAAAGAGUCCAAUGAAAACCAACGUUUUGAGAUAACUCAAAAAGCUUGCUUCCCAACAAACAGAAGGCGAGAACGAAAGUACAACACCAAGAAUGCAAUGUCCGAACAAAUUCUUCAUCUCACCUUCUCUUUCUCUCACUAGCUCACCGAAUCCGCAGACCAAGAAUCCAGCUUUUCAGACCCGCUGUACAGGUAGAACCCACAAAAUCCAUGAGAGCACUUGCGACGGAAGUGUUCGUGAAAUUGCCUCAAAGAAGGCGUUUUGUUUACCUCCAAAUGUGAAAACCAUUACAAGCACGUCGAACCUAUUUGUUAAACAUUGUGUGAAGCUUCGACAGAGUUCCUCGUAUCGCCAUCUUCAUGGCAUGGUUCUCGUUGUUGGCAUUACUCCUGUAAGGGAGAUUUACAGCUCUCAUAUGUCAGAGUCAGCUAGGCCUAUAAUUGAGUGCUUGUUUGUAGUCGGUAACUGUUCUCUUCCUGAAGAAAUGGACAGUAAAGCUGUUCAUGUCGUUGAAGUUAGUUCAGAGGUGAUGAAAAAAAUAUCUGGUAUCCAGUCCGUUGAUUCUGUUGAAGUCAUUGCUUUGAUGAGAAUUCCUUCAACUUUUCGGGUUGUCAACGAUAGCCUGCAUGAUGAAGAUUUCCAAACAUUGUUUUCAUUCCCACAUAGGAUUCUAGUUCUUGACGGGAUCCAGGAUCCUGGAAACCUAGGCACACUUGUAAGAUCUGCAACAGCAUUUAGAUGGGAUGGUGUGUUUCUGCUUCCUGGUUGUUGUGAUCCAUUCAACGACAAAGCACUCCGAGCUUGUCGAGGAGCCUGCUUUCAGAUUCCGAUUGUUUCGGGUAGUUGGGAACACAUAGGAGCUCUCAGAGAAGAGUUCCAAAUGAAGAUGUUGGCCGGCCAUCCUGCCACGGGGGACGACCUGAAACCGGUGAUGAAGCUUUCUAAAGAUUUUGCUGAGUCCAUCGCAGGUUCGCCUCUGUGUCUAGUUUUAGGCAGCGAAGGUGCCGGGCUUUCGCAGUUCAGCCGGAGGGCUUGUGAGCUUGUAAGCAUUCCCAUGGCUGGAGAAUUUGAGUCUCUGAAUGUUUCUGUAGCUGGUGGGAUUUUCAUGUAUAUGUUGCAGCAUCACAAUUCACAACGCUAAACCUGCUUCACUUCUUA